AUGUGGAGACGUCUUAGUCUUGGCGAUAACUCGGAGCUAAAAGAUUUAUGGCUUGAUAAAGUGCAUAUUCCAGAUGAGGCCUUCUCCUCUGGUUUCACUUUAGAAAGUCUGGUGGUGGAAGGAUGUGAUGAAUUCUUUACAACCGCAAUACUACCUUCUCAUUUACUUCCCUUCCUCAGUCGAUUACAAGAGUUGGUGGUGCGGGGAUGCAAUUCUAUUGAAGCCAUAUUUGAAAUCAAAGAGACAACAGCAAAUAUUAUUAUUCCUUUGAAGGAAUUGACUUUGGAGAAACUUCCAACUCUGAGGCAUGUUUGGAACAAGGAUUCUGAAGGAAAGCUCAGUCUUCCCAAACUGGAGGAGGUUAUUGUUGAUGAAUGUGCAAGCAUAAAAUCGGUGUUCCCAGAAUCAGUUGGCAAGGGUAACAUACAAAGGUUAGAAGUGAAGAAUUGUGCAGAGUUAGUUGAAAUUGUCACUGGAGAUGAUGUAGCCAAACAGGUUAGCAUCUUCUCCACGCUAUGUUGUCUGAAGCUGGUCAAUUUGCCAAAUUUGGAGUGUCCAUUACUAUCGCAUUUGCUACCUUCUCUUCAUAAAUUAGAAGAGUUGAUGGUUGGAAAAUGUGGUUCCUUGAAGACUAUAUUUGAUGUGAAAGAUGCGCCAACAAAUGAAGAAGAUACAAACAUGAUUACUGUUAUUCCUUUGAAGAAAUUGACUUUGGAGAAACUUCCAACUUUGAGCCAUGUUUGGAAAGGAAAGCUCAGUCUUCCGAAAUUGGAGGAGGUUAUUGUUGAUGAAUGUGCAAGCUUAAAAUCCUUGUUCCCAGAAUCAGUUAACAUACAGAGGUUAGAAGUGAAGAAUUGUGAGAAGUUAGUUGAAAUUGUCUCCAGAGAUGAACUAGCCAAAGAAGAAGAAACAAAUAAACAGGUUAAUAUCUUCUCCAAGCUAUCUUGUCUGAAGCUGUGGAAUUUGCCAAAUCUAAGCUACAUUUAUCAUGGAAUGGAAGACUCUGAAUUUUCAUUAUCAAAUGCAUUACUACCUUGGCAUAUGCUACCUUCCCUUCAUAAAUUGGAAGAGUUGGUGGUUGGGAAUUGUGGUUUCUUUGAGACAAUAUUUGAUGUGAAAGAUGCUCCAACAAAUGAUGUAAAAGAUACAGACAUAAUAGAUAUUCCUUUGAAGAAAUUGACUUUGGAGUAUCUGCCAUCUCUAAGCCAUAUCUGGAACAAGGAUCCUAAAGGAAGUAGUCUCAGCUUUCUAUGUCUUGAGGAAGUGGUUGUGAAUGGAUGUAAAAGCAUCACAAGCUUUUUGCCAGCAUCAUUGCCCAUGUCUAACAUGAUAAAGAUAGAUGUAAAAAAUUGUGAGGAAUUGGUUGAAAUUGUUACAAAAGAUGAAGCAGACAAUAAAGAAACAAAUAAGGAGCUUACUAUGUUUCCUAAGCUAACUUCAUUGACUCUGCACAAUUUGCCAAAUCUUACAUACAUUUAUGCUGGAAUGGAAAUUCUAAAUUUGCCCGAGUUAAGAGAGCUGGAUAUUUCUCAUUAUAAAUUUGCAACAGAUUCCACUGCAAAGGUUGUUACCCCUCACUUAGACUUAAAGCGAGUCUCAAUAGACAUGGAAGGUGUGAUGAUGCUUUAUUCGGACCCCGAAAACAUAAAAUGUCUGAGAUUGCAGGGCUUUAAUGAUGUUGAUGACUCAGAUGCCGCAUCUGCCUUUAAUUUCUUCCCAAAGAAGGUGCCACUUCCCAAUAUUCAAAUGCUUGGGGUGGCCGAUAGUGCCUUCAAAGAGAUAUUCCCAUUACAAAAGCCUGAGAUUAUUCAUUCACAGCUGUUUGUUCGAGAAUUGGAAUUGAGAAAUCUGCACAAGCUUGAAUCCAUUGGGUUACAGCACACUUGGGUGGCCUCCUCUAAUCUCACAUCGCUGAAAGUUGAGGGUUGUGCAUCUUUGAAGUAUUUGUUUACUUCUUCAGCCGCCAAAUGUCUUGUUCAACUUGAACAGUUGCACAUAUCCAACUGUGAAGCACUCGAAAGUUUAAUGCUGGAUUUUCAACCACAUGAUGGUGAUCAUGAUGUCAUCUGA
Molecule: messenger RNA, 2070 nt
Organism: Arachis stenosperma
Lineage: Eukaryota; Viridiplantae; Streptophyta; Magnoliopsida; Fabales; Fabaceae
Exons: 3
Coding region: 1-2070 (689 amino acids)
Source: RefSeq, a predicted model, not a curated record